AUGCCGGAAGAAAUGCUCGAUUCUGGUUCAGAUUCUGAUCCUGAAAAGCCAGUAUUGAGACAAAUUGCAAAAGACCACCAACAAGCCCCCAGCAAAGAACAAGAUCGCGAAUCCCUUCUAAGGGAGCUUGGACAGGAUUCCUUCACUACGUUGGAGGAAUACAAAGCCGCCAAUGCUGAGAGGCUCAAGCGAUGUUACAUGGCCGAUGAGCGAGAUCAGAAUAGAAAUAUUCUUCACUGGUUAUCCGUCCAUCUUCCUUCUAAUCCUACCGACGAUGAAAAUACAAGUCUUCAUUGGCUUGUAACCACGGUAGUAGAGUUGGAGCCCAAGAUUGUCACUAUGGUCGCAACGGAUAGUCAAAAGGCCAACUGCUUACAGACUGCGAUCGAGCAUGCGAGAUUUGACUUGAUAGAGUCUCUCUUCAAAACAAGUGAUGACGACGUUUUGAAAGUAGCUAUAUCACAAGGAAAUCAUUGCAAUGAAACAUGUCUUCACUUGGCUAUCAGGCUUGGACCAUCAGGUGUUGGGCUAGUUUUACAACUGUUAGAAAAGUCUGAACCGAAAGCAAUCCUGAAGCAACGGACAUACAGAUUCGAAGACGAUAAACCGAAUCAUGGGAAUACUGUCUUGCAUGACUUUGUUCAUAUCAAUGUUUGUUUUGUCAAGGGAUAUAUGAAGACUCUGAGAAGAUUCAUCCAACUAUGCCCGGAAGCAUUAAAGAUGUCCAAUGCUGCGAAGGAAUCACCGUUCCAGUUUCACAUCUCGACGAGGAACAAGGUCUAUCCAGAUUGGCAGGGAUUAGAGUUUUCACCGCGAAAUGAGCGACAUGACAAGAAAAAAGAAGCAGCAGCCAAGGUUGGAAGACUACUACUGGAUGAAGCGUUUUCUCAGUCAACCUGGGAAGAUGCUUGUGGGUGUGUAUAUGGUGAAAAGACUUUUGACCAAGCUACAACGUUCAGACCCGCGGCUCCCAUCAACAAGCGGAUAGACAGGUCGCACUCAUUUCUCCAAUUCUAUCCUAUUCUGUCGUAUGUCGAACUUGUGCUAGCCCAACCCAACCCCCAAGACAGUCAUGAUACGUCCACACACCUAUCCGGUGAGCACAUCGACAUUACAACUGCUAGACAUCGUGCCGAACGAACGGAGAGUAUAAAAAGAGUAUUUGCGUGGUUUAGGAAGCAGAAAGUGAAAAGAAUCCUGAACCUUGUCGUCAGAGAUGAUACGAGAUCGCCCUGUAGCGAUGCGGUUAUCGAGGAAUGUCUGAGAGACUUUGAUGUUCGAUAUCUGCAAUGGACGAAAGACGACCUCUGUAUCGAAGUUCUUCACAAUGCUGGACUUUCCAAUGUUAAAGAACUUUGGCUUCAAUGGAGCGGAAGAAACUCGGUCCUGUAUAGUUGGUCAUGCAAAGAUACAGGGCUACCCAAAUUGCCACAGCUUGAGAUGGUCCAUAUCCAUACACGAGCUGGAAUAGAAUCACCAGACGCAAACAAGAAUAACCUCAAGAACUUCAAUAUCCGACUCAAGGAAAGUAUCGACAGUGUUCAAAUCGACGACUACCAAUCGGACUUAACAACAAAGGUUACGAAAGCACUGCAAGAGGAUUUGUCUCCUCUGGGGUCCAAACUGCAAGCGUCUAUGUCCACAUGGAGUGGUGGUCCAGACUACGUCCAAAUCGCCAAAGUUGGUCAAGGAGAGAAGCCACCCAUGAUUGAAGCUACUAUCGCUGGGUUCAAGGCCAGAGCGAUGUUUGAUCGCCAAGAUACAAAAGGUGUUCGACAGAUUAAAGUCGAUGAUGAAUCUCAUGAGACCCUAAGUGAGGCUAAUGCUUCUAAAACCGACGACCGCCAAGAGCAAAAGGGACAUCGCUGGCUUGAUGCCAUUAAGAGACUUAAGACGGGUAUUAACAUUUAUAAACAGAAUAACCAACUCACAGUUCGGCCCAUCCGAGUUGCGUUACUCGAUGAUGGAGUGAAUCCAGGCGAGUUGGUUGUCCCCGGGGUCUUGAAGGAUGGUUGGCCACUUCCCAGCACAAGUCGCCUCCAUAGCUCCAAGCCAUACUACAGCUCAGACCAAGGUCAUGGCACAAAGAUGGCAAGACUGUUGUACUUCAUGUGUCCAUUUAUAUCUAUUUAUGUGGCGAAGAUUGAUAUGUAUCGGGAGCACGACACGAGCGCUGCGAUGUCAGCUGCCAAGGCAAUAAAUUGGGCAGUGAGCAAGAACGUCGACAUCAUCUCCAUGAGUUGGACUGUCAAGCAGGUCAGAUACGGUCCAAACUCAAAUCAAACGGCCAUCACGGCACUUGAGCGGGCUAUACAAUCAGCAGCCAACGCUGAUAUCCUGCUGUUUUGUGCUGUGCAGGAUUCUGGUCACUACGAAAAUGACGAGAUAUCCUUUCCGCAGAAGAGUGAUACCAAGAAGCUUAUCAUCGUAGGUUCGGCUAAUGAAAACGGAGACAAGUCCACAUUUGUCAACGAGAACAGCUUCAACUACCUUUUUCCUGGGGAGAUUGUCAUACCGGAGAUACUUACAGAGCACGACAAGGGAAGCUCAGUCGCUACUGCGGUGGCAGCCGGAAUGGCAGCUAUGAUAUUGUGGUGUGCCGAAUACCACUCUAAAACCCAAGAGUCUCGGGGUGACAGGACACUCCUCAGUACCCCAGCUACCACACUCUCACCUGGCCUAGCUAUUCCGGAAACAUUUGAGACAGGUUUAAGAACGACACCAGAAUGGGACUUUCGCCGCGAUGGAAGAAUGAGUGCUCUUUUUGACGCACUCAAGCCAGACAAUGACAAGUUUGUGGACAUCACGAGCAUGAUAAACUCGGUCAUGGCCAGCGUCGAUGAGUUUCACGAGACAGAUCUUGAGAACCAGAAGUCAUGUAUCGAGGCAUUUGUGUCCAUGUGCAAGGGAAAUUUGCCUUUAAAUCGUCGAUAA
This is a messenger RNA of Fusarium pseudograminearum CS3096, 2934 nucleotides long. RefSeq lists its product as uncharacterized. The record is from RefSeq and is a predicted model, not a curated record. Gene Ontology annotation, molecular function: serine-type endopeptidase activity. The transcript is spliced from 6 exons. Lineage: Eukaryota; Fungi; Ascomycota; Sordariomycetes; Hypocreales; Nectriaceae. The coding region runs from base 1 to 2934 and encodes 977 amino acids. Gene Ontology annotation, biological process: proteolysis.